ACACACACACACACACACACACACACACACACACACACACACAGGGAGACACACACACACACACACACACAGGGAGACACACUGAAAACACCCAGACGGAUGGACGUAGAGAGAGAAGACAGAGAGGAGGAAUAAACGAGGUCAUCGUCAUGGACACCGUCAGGACUCGUCUGACUCAGUCUCCUUCAGUGGGCGGGGCCGAGGAUGAGGAGGUAGGAGGAGCUCAGAGGGUGGAGAUGAGGUUUGUGACACGAGAGGAGGAGGAGGCGGGGCAGGGCAGUGACAUCACAGCACUGGUGCUGCCUUAUCGCCACGGUUACCGCAAAGCCAGCGUGUUCCUGUGUGUGUGUGUGGUUGUCGUCUUUGUCAUCGCAUUUCUAUUGGCCUACGCAGUGUUUGGUGCGCGGCUCCAUUGCUCCCAGGUGAAGGGGCUGGGGGAGGAGGAUGAGGAGCGUGGGGGCGGGGCUAAACCACCUGCAGAGGGAGGGGCGGGGCUUUAUCUGGGAGAGCUGAGGGUGAUGAUGAGGAGGCUGCUGCAGGAUGAAGACAUCCACGACACUGUCAGUCGAGUCAGCAGAGCCAAUCAUCCUCCAGGUUCCUCAGAGGCGUCUCUGGCCUCAGAGAUCCUGCGCCGCUUCAAACUGCUGCAGAUGGAUCACACCUGGACCGAGUCUCUGUACGCCACGCUGCAGUUCCCCCACAGGUCUCAGAGGAGCUCUCUGUCGCUGGUGGACUCUACAGGACUGAUCUCAGAACAGAUCUCUCUGAACCCAUCUGACUUCUGUCCAUACAGCGCCACAGGAAGUGCCACGGGGGGCGUGGUCUAUGCUAACUACGGCCGCCCGGAGGAUUUUAAUUGGCUGAAGAGUGCGGGUGUAUCUGUGGUUGGCUGUGUGGUGGUGAUGCGUGUUGGAGGCGGGGUCAGUUUUGCUGAGAAGGUGUGGUUGGCUGAGAAGAGCGGGGCAAGUGGAGCUUUGAUCUACCCCGACCCAGCUGACCUGCCGCAGGACCCCCGACGCCUCGGCCUGAACGCACACACCGCCGUAUCCGAACAUGUCCACCUGGGGUCAGGUGACCCCUUCACCCCUGGCUUCCCGUCCUUCAAUCAUACUCAGUUCCCGUCCAUCCAGUCCUCCGGCCUGCCGCUCAUCCCAGCCCUGCCAAUCAGUGCCACAGUAGCUGCCAAGCUGCUCAGCCAGCUGUCAGGUCCAUCCUGUCCUUCGUCAUGGCGGAGUCGACUGCCAUAUGUGCGCUGUGUGGUCGGUCCAGAGUUCAGCUCCGGACGCAGAGUCAAGAUGUCGGUCCACAACGUCAUGACACCAGUCCUGCUAAACAACAUCUUCUCAUCUCUGGAGGGCCGAGACGAGCCAGACCAGUACAUCAUACUGGGAGCUCAGAGGGACUCACUGGGUCCAGGAGCUGCGAAGUCUGGAGUUGGAACAGCGAUCCUUCUGGAGCUGGCUCGGACCUUCUCUGCCAUGGUGAAGAAUGGUUUCAGCCCCAGGCGCAGUUUGCUGUUUGUCAGCUGGGAUGGUGGAGAUUUUGGGAACGUUGGAGCAACUGAAUGGCUGGAGGGUUACCUGUCCAUGCUGCACCUGAAGGCUGUGGCCUACUUCAGUCUGGAUCAGGCUGUCAUGGGUGAUGAUGUCCUGUCAGCGUACUCCAGUCCUCUGCUAGUCGACCUGCUGGAUGCUGCCAUCAGACAGGUGGAGCAUCCGAGACAUGCAGGUCAGACCAUCUUCAGUCAGGCGGAGAGGGAGGGGGGCAGCUGGAGGAUAAUGAAGCCACUAUACCUGAACAGUGGAGCGUACAGCUUCACAGCGUUUGCAGGAGUUCCGGCUAUGGAGCUCAGAUUCACUGAGGAGCGAGUGUACCCAUUCGUCAACACGCCAUUGGACACCACCUCUCGCCUACAGGAGGUGCUGGGGGGUCGUCUGGGGGUCACAGGACGGAGCUUAGGGGAGCUGGUUGGGGAGAUGGUGCUGCGAUUGGCCCACGACCACAUCCUGCCGCUACGCAUCGAUUCCUACGCUCAGGCAGUGCUGCAGUUCAGCGCUCAGCUGAACAAACACUCUGCUGAGCUGCAGUCCAGAGGUUUGUCUCCUCAGUGGGUUUUCAGUGCAAGAGGAGAUUACAGCCGAGCAGCCGAGACACUGCAGAGAGCCAUCGACAACAGCGACCUACACGACCCGACCACGGCUCGCUUCUACAACACUCGCAUCAUGAGGGUGGAAUACUACUUCCUGUCUCAGUACGUAUCAGUGGUGGAGACGCCAUUUCGUCACGUGAUCCACGGCCGUGGCGACCACACUCUGAGCGCUCUCGCUGAGCACCUGGCCCUGCUAAUGUCUGAUCCCGAACGCUUUGACGAGAAACGCUUCAGACGGCAGCUCGCCUUCUUUACCUGGACGCUGCAGGGAGCCGCCAACGCCCUGACCGGGGACGUGUGGAGCAUACACAACACAUACACAUUCACACACUGAGACACGCAACACACACACACACAUAUACAAACUGUUAUGUAGUUCAUUAACAUGAUAGAUGAUUUAUUUAACUAAUUUAUUACUUAAUUAAAAAGAAAAUAUAUCCUGUAGAAACUUUCUGUGUAAGAGAUGCUCGAGAUACAUGUAGCAUGAAUAUAUACAGUACAGGUAUGAAAUAAAAUAAAAAAUGAUAAUAACUUGAAAUAUAUUGAGAUGUAAAUUAGAAGCAAUGGUGCAGAUUAAUAUUUGAUGUUAUAAAUUCUAAGAUGUGAUAAAAAGUGAAAAUAUAAAAAAAAAUACACUAAAUAAUAAACAUCAUUCUUUCUUUAUUUAAGACAAUUAACAGAUUUAUAUAAAAAAAUAUUACUGAUGUAUUUAUUAUUAAAGUAUUUUCUGUCUUUGA
Molecule: messenger RNA, 2886 nt
Organism: Epinephelus fuscoguttatus (brown-marbled grouper)
Lineage: Eukaryota; Metazoa; Chordata; Actinopteri; Perciformes; Serranidae
Product: transferrin receptor protein 2-like
Biological process (GO): endocytic iron import into cell
Cellular component (GO): external side of plasma membrane
Source: RefSeq, a predicted model, not a curated record